This is a messenger RNA of Paramecium sonneborni, 961 nucleotides long. Lineage: Eukaryota; Ciliophora; Oligohymenophorea; Peniculida; Parameciidae. The record is from the annotation of a GenBank genome assembly.
UUUUUAUGAGAUAUUUCUACUUGUUAUUGGUGGCAAUAGUUUGCAAGGAUAUCUAAAAUAAGAAAUAACAAUUCUUAACAGAUGAUGGAUAUGAUGAUGAUGAUGAUGAUAAUGGAGUAUCACUUUUCUUUCUUUUUAUUUUGGGGUUUUUUCUCAUAAUUUUCUCAGCAGCUUUAUUAUGGUACAAUGAAAGAAGGGAAGCAAUAACAGAAUAUCGAUUAGUAAAUAUGAGAAAUAUAUGUAAAAUUGGAAAUUGUAAUGAAAUCCAUCAUGAAUUAAAUGGAGAACUAGUUCAUAUAUAAGGUAAAAGAAUUAAAAAUUAUGCUUAGGACAAACAUCUACAGAUGUAAUUGUUGAAGAUCCUGAAUUUGGAAUAACAUUAUCCUCUUGUAUUAAAUUAAAACGGCAUGUUGAAUAGCUUCAAUUUAUAAGAAUUGAACAUAAACAUAAAAAAAGUGCUACAACAUAUACAUAUGAGUUAAGAUGGAAAGCUGAAUAGGUUUGUAGUGCUGGAUUUCCUUCUGAAUACUAAAAUAAACCAUAAUUAUGGUUAGUAAAAUCUUAAGAUAAACUUAAUCCAGAUGUAAAAUUAGGAGCAUUCACUUUAUCUGAAUCAUUAAAGUAAGGUUGUCAAAACUUUUAAUUUUUGGUUCCAGAAGAUGCAUAAUUAUAGGCUGCAUCAAAAUUAUUUGGAAAAGAAUUUCCUCAUAUGUAUUGUUUAUUUUCUAUAAAAUAGAACAGUUAAUUAACGUGAUCUUUAUUUGUAACAACAUGAAUAUUAAAAAACUGUUGGUGAUCUAAGAAUUUGUUUUGAAUAUGUUUUAUGUGGUAAUGCAACAGUAGUUUCAAAAUAAAUUAAUAAUACAUUUAUUCCAUAUGUAAUAGAAGAUAAAUGGUUAUCAGAAAAGAGUCUUCACCCAGAUGAAAUGGAUGAAGAUGAAGGUUGUGGUGAUUGUUGNUA